Dujonia railenensis is the source of this 1941-nucleotide messenger RNA. The record is from the annotation of a GenBank genome assembly. Lineage: Eukaryota; Fungi; Ascomycota; Pichiomycetes; Serinales; Debaryomycetaceae.
AUGAACAUUCUACUCUCGAGCCAGGCAAAUGGUGGGCUUAGAGUUGUAAGAAUUAAGGCUGGUGAUGAGAAGUUGAAGCUUAUUGCCAAAAGUGAAUUUUGCUGUGAAGGCAAGGAAAACUACAUACAAAAAUUAAUUUCUUUUGAGUUUCAGGGAAAGUCAUACCUAGCAAUAGCUAGAAAGUCCGGUUUAGUGCAAUUAUAUGAAAAUGUACAUGAAAGCACUCCUGGAAAGGAUUCUAAAAAGAGUAGAAAGAGUUACAAGUUGUAUAAGGACUGGAAACACUCUAAUAUGAACACCAAUGAUCAGAUUAUUGCAAUCGGCUUUAUUGAUGGGAGAUAUCUAUACAGUUGUUCGAAUGAAGGCAAACUUGUAUUUAGGGACUUGAUUAAUGACGAUGCUAAUGAAAGUUAUAUGGUUUUUUUGAUCCAGAAGCCGGUGAAUUGCUUCACCAUCAGAUGUAUGGAGAACGAAUUCGGUGAAUCGACUGGUUCGUACUUGGUUGCAUGUGCGGGCAAGAAUAACGAGCUAAAAUCAUAUUCUAUAUUGUUUGAGAGGACUGAUGCUGCCAUCCAAAAUGCUAACAUAUCCGCUAGCUAUUAUGGAAGUACAAAUAACUUAGAUCUCGUUGAGGCCGCAGAAGAAUUAGAGAAUAAUGAUGCUGACGAUGACGAAGACGAUGACAAUGCCAGUGACAAUGAAGUAAAUGAAGAUUUUGCUAAUCUCGACUACCGUGAAGAGCUUGUUGACAGUGAUGGUGAUGAAGUUGUACUAGUUAGUUUUCAUCCAGUAUUACCCAUAAUCCAAUUUUCGACUAGUAGGUAUAGAGAUUCUAAUGGAAGAGAAGCGAACGGCAGGCUGGAAUCCCGUAUGAAUAAUAUGCGGCCAAUUCUGUUUCCGACCUUCGGCAAUCUGUCACAUUUAUACAGACAUUACGCAGAUUUGGUUAGAACGAAUCGUAGAUCUGCUACUGUUGAUACCUUUUCUGCACGCACAACUUCAAUUUUCAAUGAAAGGAAAGUUAAAACUUUAAUCCCUAAUUGGUCAUCUCGAACUACCUACAAAGACCAUACGUAUACUUCGUCACUUCCAGACAAAGCAUUUAAUUGGUUUGUAUCGAUUACCUUUGUUCCAGGGAAACCAGAGUUCGUACUUUGUGGUAACCAGUUUGGAGAGCUAUUCGUGUACGAUACAUCUAGAUCCAGAUUUCCUGUCAGGAAAAUACGCCUAUCUCAAUUCAGCAUUACAAGGGUGCAAAUUUUUGAAAACAACAAUUGCCAAUACAUUGCAUACUCUGAUUCUAUGUCUCGAAUAGGAAUUCUCAAUUUCCAUACUUUUCAACAAGUGAAUUGUUUCGAUGGCAUUAAGAUGGGUCCAAUCUCCUCGUCUCUCUUCAUAUUUCCUCCUCCAAAUAACUACAAUAUGAACUAUAAGCGUAAACUACAUAAAGCUUCGUCAUAUUCAAACUUCGAUCCUAUAAUAUUCAUAACUUCGACGAUAGAGAAAAAGUUAUUGAUAUAUAAGCUAUACAAUGAUAAUUCAAAACAGCUAAUUGGGGAAAUGUUAACAGAUUCUUUAAUACCAAGUAUAUGUUUUAAUGGGAGAGACGUUAACGAUGCUAAGGUUUACGAAAUGUUGGCUGCAAAUAUGCAGCAUAAUCUCAAAUCCAACAUCCUUAAUCUUGCAUACAAUUCUUCUACCUUGGAAGACGGGAAAAGUGCUUAUCUUGGAAGAUAUGAUGUAGAUGGGAUUGAUUCAGGAAAUCAAGAUGAGGCAGAGAAUAACGAGGAAAACGAUCAAGAGAAAGACUUAAAGAAGAGACACAGUGGAAGUACGAAUGCCUUCGAUUUGAACAAUUUGGUAGAAAUCAACGCUUAUUCAGUGAAAAAGCCUUCUCCAUUGAGAUACGGGUAUACUAACGAUAACAAAUCAUCUGAUUGA